Molecule: messenger RNA, 4028 nt
Organism: Gamsiella multidivaricata
Lineage: Eukaryota; Fungi; Mortierellomycota; Mortierellomycetes; Mortierellales; Mortierellaceae
Exons: 4
Coding region: 369-3932 (1187 amino acids)
Biological process (GO): lipid metabolic process
Source: RefSeq, a predicted model, not a curated record
UUCCAACCACUCAGCUCUUCAUCGGUGGCCCUCCCUCCUUCUUUCUCUCUUUCUCUCUCUUUCUCUCUCUUUCUCGUCCCUCUCUCUCCCACUUUGUCACUCUAACUCUCUUCCUCUCUCUUUCUCCUUCUCCUUCUCAUUCAACAGCUGCAUCUCCACUCUGCAUUCGACACUCUUCUCAUCAUCUUGAUCCCUCUCCUUUUAAAUCCAUCUUGGACUGAACACUCGCACUUCCUUGUCUCGCUUCUUUUUGUCUGUACCCCAACGAAAAGGCACACCUUUGAUUUUUUUUUGGAACACCUUUACCAACCCCACCUCUUCCCGCCGCCCUUCUCUCUCCCCCUCUGCACCCUCUCUCGGCACUCACAAUGGAGGUUUCUGCACCGUUUUUGCCCCAGUCCAUAGCCACAAUGAUCUCGACUGUGAGCCUGGGCGCAAGAGUCUCCCUCCGGACAGCCGCCAUCAUAGUCGAGGCGCUGUUGGAGACACUGCAGCAUGGUACAAGUGCCACUCUUGGCAUCAGUCGUAGAUCACUGCUCGCUGCAGUAUCGACCGCAAAGAUUCUGAACGUCCUCAAGGGAUCUGCAGGGCCAAACGAUGCGUUUACGAUGCUGUUGGACAAAUACACAUCGUUGGGCGUCUAUGUUAUCCAUCAUUCGUUUACUCUAGCAGAAUUGUUCACCAUCUCCGGUCUUCAGCUCGUCUCCAAUACCUUGACAGCCGGUAUUCGCACUGCAGAGGAAUCGGUACGGGUGGUGGAUGGUCUAUUUGGCUCGACGGAAACAUCAAAAGCCCUUGCUGCAGUCGUAGGUCUCGUCAAGAAGGAAGUCUACGAAGACCAGGAGUUUGCCAUCACCCAAGCAGGGAAGAUGGCCGUCCUGGCCUCCAUCACAAAAGCCAUCACCGUCUUUGCAUGUCUUCAGGCCGCAACCCAUAAACGCACUCAAAAGACCAUCCGGGCCAUGCUUGUCUACGAAGGUGUCGUCCUUGCAAAACCAAAGAAGAUUACGGAUAUUGAACCGACACAACUGGCGACAAUCGGAAGCACACACCAGGGUGAUGGUGAAGACGAGGAUGAUUCUGGAGAGCUUCUGAAGAAUCUCUCGAAUGCGCUUGUUACGGAUCCGGAUGAUGUUACCCAGGAUAUGACGACGACGCAGAUUGAGAAGGUGUUGAGUGCUGAUAUUCUUCAGGUGACGACCACGACUACGUUGACGACUACGACGACACAGACAUUUGUCAGACCAGGCGCGGACUUGUCAAAGCUCGGGAAGCCAUUGCCACCGAUCCAGCAACAUGAUAGAGAUUCGUCUUCUUCGCCACUGCAGAGGCAGCAGCAGCACCAUUACCCAACAUCGAUUGAAACUGCAUCCAGCACAAGGGGAACCAGCUCGUCGAUGGCGAUCACCGCUCGGUCCAGGAGAGGCUCUGUGUCGUCCAUUGCCUCGGUCGCGACCACUCUUACGCAGUAUGCGACCACCUCCAUCGUCGCUAACCCUCACGGCUCAGUCAACGGCUCCUCUACCCGACACGGCUCAUCGACUCCAUCCGACACCACCGGUCCCUCUGAAUCCCUCGCCGUGGAGGGCAGCCGUCAGGCCAACAAUAAUCUCCGGCUCAUGUUUUCGACUGUGACCAAAAAGUUCAAGAAGAACCAGACUGUGCAUGUGGGCGGAGAGACCGAUGGUACGAUUUUGACAAGGUCACAAGAACGCGAGAUCAGGACGAGUGAAGCUAGGAAUUCAAUGGAUUGGUCCGAGGACGACACGGACUGGAUCGAGGUCGAGAAGUCUUCGGAAACGAUGUCGUCCACGGAGAUGAGCGCGAUGCUUUCGUACGACGUGCCCCUGGAGAAAAAGAAUGGCAAUAAGCUUCUUGGACCCUCUGCGUUUGGACUCAAAAACGGAAUCUCGAGCAAGAAGUUUGGGCGGUCCUUCUUCUCAAAGAUGACGAAACAGUCAUCGACUUUUGGAAAGAACAGCACCGAACGCAGGAGCUUGGAUGGUUCCACUGGACCCCGGUUGACGAUCACAGAGAUGGAUGAAUCCCGAAGCGGUUCGGAUAACUCUUUGCCGAGCCAGAACGUGGCCGCGACACCGACGACGAAGGGUGUGAAGAUUAGCGAUGAUGACGACCAUGAGGACUUGCGACCACCACCACCGCCGAAGGAACCAGCGGAACCAAACCCGGCGAAUUUUCCGAGGGAUCAUCUCGUUCGCAACAUCCAGCGGUUCAUGAGAUAUGCAUCAGCGAGUUAUGGACACAACUUUAUGAGGAUCCUCGGCAUUGGAACCAUUGGCGAUGCAGUCUACUCACCCUAUGGAGAUCACCCGAACCAUCAUGCGUUUGCGACCCAUACAUCAACGCCAUUGGACUCCAUCCUGCUCUCGUCUUUCACGGAUCCGGGCACGAAGGGCAGCUUCCAUGCACCGAAGAUGCACUCGCUUGUACAUUACAUUAACCUCGACCACGGCGCCCAGUGUGUGGUGCUGACCUGUCGCGGGACGCUUGGCCUGUCAGAUGUGCUGACGGAUCUCUGUGCACACUAUGAUGACCUGGUCCUGCCAACACUCCAGUCCAACGGCAAGCGUGGGGAGCAUUACGCUCCACCAAAGUAUAAGGUUCACUCGGGGAUGUAUGCUUCCGCAAGACUGCUCUCGCUGGAGACGUCGAAGGUUUUCAGGACGAUCAAGAAGGCGCUGGAGGAUUAUCCGGAUUAUGGUCUGGUGCUGUGUGGACAUUCCCUUGGUGGUGGUGUGGCGGCGAUUCUGUCGUUGCUCUGGUCGAUGAAGAGCGAGGAGUUUGAGGCUUACGUCGAGGAAGAGGAGGGAUCGAGCGAUGAGGACGAGGAUAAGCCAAUUACGGCAAAGGCGCAUGGAGGUCAACGUCCCAGAAAACGUAUUAUUUACCCAGAGAUCACGACUCCGUUUGUCACCUCACCGGGAUCGGCAUUGUCUGCUGGACGACCGAUUCAUUGCUACGCCUAUGGACCGCCUUGUGUGAUGUCGCUCCCCUUGUCAAAGUAUUGUCAGGGACUGAUCACGACCGUCGUCCAUCAAUAUGACCUUGUGCCGACCCUGAGCUUGGGACUUUUGAAGGAUUUCAAGAACGUGGCGACGACGUUGCAUGAGGAAGGACAAGUGGUCGAAGACAUUGUGAAGCGACUGAUCAUCGGUGCGUCGUCAAAUAAGCCAAACGCUGAGCGACAGGAAGCCGCGUCCAAGGUCGAAUCGACUACGUACACAUCCUCCGCAGGGCCGACACCGCCCCCGUCUCCGCCCAAGAAGGAUCAUCUCCCAGAAACCCCGAAGCGGUCGCAGAGCAUGCCUAUGUAUUCGGAGUACGAUCGGUGGCAGCUUCAGGAGGCCGAGGACCAGGACUGGUCGUGGUCGCUGAUCAAGACGAUGCGCGCGGAUAUGGGUUCCGAUAAGUUGUAUCCGCCCUCACCGGUGUAUCUGUUGGAAUCGACCGCGACGACGGUUGUAGGGGAGGUGUCGUCGACGCUGGCGAUGAUGGCUUCGGCUGCGACGUCGGUGGCAUCGCAGUCAUCAGCAGGGACAGGAGGAGGAGCGAGUUCGGUGCCGCUGGGCAAGUCUUUCUCGGCUUCUGCGGCGGUUUCGGCAGCUGGUGCCGCGGCGGUUUCGGCAGCUGGUGCCGCGGCGGCUUCAUUGGCGAACGGGUUCCGACCGAGCUCACCAUUUGGACGCAGUUCGAUCCCUACAACGGAAGCGGGAACAAAGCAGAAACUGGCGCUGGCAGAGGUGCCAAAGACGGCGUACAAGAUUUCGAUGCGGCGAUUUGACCAUGUGGAGGAUCGGUUUGGGGAGCUGCAGUUCGCGAGGUCGAUGUUCACGGAUCAUAAUCCGGCAAAUUAUGAAAUCUGUGUGGAGCGACUCUGCCAUGCGGUUUUCCCGCCCGAGGAGCACCUUUAGAGGAAGCGAAGGCCAGCCCGUACAAGUUUCGCGCCGGCAGUGAAAAAUAAAGAUGCAUCAAUAUCGGAUUAUUCGUAGAGCAUUGAGCUUCUGAAC